GUGAAAACCACACAAACACUUGAAAUCAUAAUACCAUCAUUAUGGCUAUGGCUCACUCUCUUCAGCUGCUAGGGAUGCUCGUCCUUCUCAUAAGCUUCUUGGCUCUUACUAAGCCAGCAAUGGCAGAUUAUGAUGGCAUCCCAGCAGAUUUCAACCGUAGUUAUUUUCCUGAUGAUUUCAUUUUUGGGACAGCCACUUCUGCUUACCAGAUCGAAGGUGCAGCAAACAUAUUGGGCAGAGGACCUAGUGUCUGGGACACAUUUACUCAUGAGUCUCCAAAGAGGAUAAAGGAUCAAAGCAAUGGAGACGUUGCAGUUGAUUUCUAUAAUCGUUUCGAAGAAGAUAUAAAAAAUGUCAAGGAUAUGGGUUUUGAUGCUUUUAGAUUCUCCAUUUCAUGGUCCAGAGUUAUACCUAGUGGAAGGAGACAUGAAGGAGUGAACGAGGAAGGGAUUGAAUUCUACAACACUGUUAUCAAUGAAACUAUAAAGCAAGGCCUCAGGCCUUUUGUUACUAUUUUUCAUUGGGACACUCCUCAAGCCCUAGAAGAUAAGUAUGGUGGCUUUUUAAGUCGUGAUAUCGUGAAAGAUUUUCGUGAAUAUGCGGAUCUUCUUUUCGAAAGAUUUGGUGACCGAGUGAAGCAUUGGAUGACUUUUAAUGAACCAUGGGCUCUUAGUGGAUUUGCCUAUGAUUAUGGAGUUUUUGCUCCUGGUCGAUGCUCAUCUUGGGUGAAUCGUCGAUGUCGUGCUGGAAACUCAGCUACUGAACCUUACAUAGUUGCCCACCAUUUGCUCCUUUCUCAUGCUGCAGUUGUACAAAUAUACAGGGAAAAUUACCAGACAACUCAAAAUGGCAAGAUCGGAAUAACACUCUUUACGUUCUGGUUUGAACCUCUCUCCAAUAGAACAAUUGAUAUAGAAGCAUCAAGAACAGCUCUUGAUUUCAUGUUUGGAUUGUGGAUGGAUCCUCUCACCUAUGGUCGAUAUCCAAGGACUGUGCGUGAUUUAAUUGGAGAUAGAUUGCUUAAAUUUACUGAUGAAGAAACUCAAAUGCUUAGAGGAUCAUAUGAUUUUGUUGGAAUACAAUACUAUACUUCAUAUUUUGCAAAGCCAAAUGCUGCAAUUGAUCCAAAUCAUAGGAGAUACAAAACUGAUAGUCAAAUCACUGAAACUCCUUAUGAUUAUGAUGGCAAUCUUAUUGGUCCACAGGCUUACUCACCUUGGUUUUAUAUUUUCCCACAAGGGAUUCGGCAUCUAUUAAACUACACCAAAGAUACAUACAACAAUCCAGUAAUUUACAUUACUGAGAAUGGAGUUGACAAUCUCAAUAAUGAAACCGAACCUAUUGAUGAAGCACUUCAAGAUGAAUUUAGAGUAAACUAUUAUCGAAAGCAUAUGUGGAAUGCAUUGGGAUCCCUCAAGGAAUACAAUGUCAAUAUCAAAGGUUACUUUGCAUGGUCAUACUUAGACAACUUCGAAUGGAAUAUUGGUUACACAUCAAGAUUUGGUUUGUUCUAUGUAGACUAUAAGAAAAACCUGACAAGGAUCCCCAAAAGCUCUGCUUUUUGGUUCGCGGCAUUCCUGAAUCCAGACAGUUCAAAGAAGAUCACCCAGACUACUUCAAGGAAUUCAAGGAAGGUUGGCAAAUUCUACAUAAUGUAGCUUGUGUUGUGCCUUGUGAGAAUGCCAUAUAUAUGUAUCUGUGUCACUUAGGUGUGUUUUGUAAUUAAAUAAUCACUGGGCUAUAUUGCUGAUCAUCAGCUCCAGUGACCUAGCUUGUAUUAUAAUAAAUUUCCUUGUGAUGCUGCUGUGUCCCUUAUACGGGAAUUCCAAGCAAGCCUUUGCUGUAUUGCUAUUGAACUAUCUGUGAAUAAUAGAUAUUAUUAUCCUUU
Molecule: messenger RNA, 1888 nt
Organism: Hevea brasiliensis (rubber tree)
Lineage: Eukaryota; Viridiplantae; Streptophyta; Magnoliopsida; Malpighiales; Euphorbiaceae
Product: beta-glucosidase 13
Exons: 13
Coding region: 42-1658 (538 amino acids)
Biological process (GO): carbohydrate metabolic process
Molecular function (GO): beta-glucosidase activity
Source: RefSeq, a predicted model, not a curated record